AUGUCAAACUUGAGGAGGGUGUUGGAAAGGCAACAGAAAGAAGAGGAAGAAAUCCGGCGCAGACGUGCUAUUGAAGAUCAGGAGGCCGAUGAAGAAGAGGAAGAAAUGCUUGCAACAGCGGUGUGUAUGCUUAAUCAAUCAAGGCAACACCGCCGUCGUUGUACUCCGAAUGUGGACAAGCGUAUGAAGUCUCGGGGUAAGAAUCUCUUGGAAGAUUACUUUAUCUCAAAUUCGUUAUAUCAUGUUUCUAAGUUUCGAGAGAGAUAUAGAAUGCAGCCAUAUUUGUUCCAAGAAAUCAUGCAUGAUAUUUGUAAUUACGACACAUACUUCAUUCAGAAGUAUGAUGUUGUUGGAGUUUUGGGUCUUCUCCCAGAGAAAAAACUUACAGCUGCUUUGCGGAUGCUUGCUUAUGGGGCAUCUGCAUAG
Prunus mume (Japanese apricot) is the source of this 426-nucleotide messenger RNA. RefSeq lists its product as uncharacterized. Lineage: Eukaryota; Viridiplantae; Streptophyta; Magnoliopsida; Rosales; Rosaceae. The record is from RefSeq and is a predicted model, not a curated record.